AUGACUAUAAAAGGUUAUUUUGGAAUCAUUUAUUAUAAUAUUACAUAAAAAAUUGCGUAAUAAUUUAGAAUUAAAUCCAACUUACAUAAAAUGACAUUAUUUUUAAAAUAAAACAUCUUUUCUUCUUAAAACGCUGAACAAUUACCAUAGACUGUCCAAGUCAUUUAAUUAAACCAGUACAUAUGCUUUUAGAUUAUACUUCCUAAGAGGUAGGCUUAUCUAAUUAAUCUAAUCUUAGGCUGUGAUAAUAGAAAGCUCUCCAUAUCCUAAUAGAAAGAAUUUCUCAAUUUUGCUAGAAUUGACCCAUAUGGCCAUUCCUUCAUGAUAUAUAAUUCAAUUGAACUUAAAAACAAGGUAAAUUAAUGGUAACUAACUCUUCCUUGGAUUACACCACAUUACGCAAUCAAAAGCAACCCUAUUGAGCCUUUAAUAUAAGAUAAAGUAAUAGUACUCUUAGUAAAUAAUUAAUUAAUUGAAUGA
This is a messenger RNA of Paramecium tetraurelia, 480 nucleotides long. RefSeq lists its product as uncharacterized. The record is from RefSeq and is a predicted model, not a curated record. Gene Ontology annotation, molecular function: catalytic activity. Lineage: Eukaryota; Ciliophora; Oligohymenophorea; Peniculida; Parameciidae. The transcript has a single exon.